UUGAACCCCCUGAGAAUUCUAAUUUGCACCCUAGACCCCAACUCCUCUCUCACACACUCAUCACGUCAGAUCUCUCUCACGCUCUUCACUCUCAUUCUCUGAUUUCUCUCAGUCUCUCACGAUACACCACAACUCCACAAGCACUCUCACCCAUCAACGCGCACCACCACCGGCCACCACCACGCCGGCCGCCGCACCACCACUGUCCAGCCGUGCCUCUGGCUCUGCGGUUCUACAGAUCGAUGGCGAAGGACAUAGACGAGUUGCCGAAGAACGCAGCGAACUACACGGCGUUGACGCCGCUCUGGUUCUUAGAGAGAGCAGCUCAGGUGCAUCCCAACAGAAAAUCGCUCAUCCAUGGAUCCCGUCACUACACGUGGCACCAGACUUACCAGCGUUGCCGUCGAUUCGCCUCCGCUCUUUCCAACCACUCCAUUGGCCUCGGAAACACCGUAGCUGUUAUUGCACCCAACAUUCCAGCACUUUAUGAAGCUCAUUUUGGGGUUCCAAUGGCAGGGGCUGUAUUGAACCCUGUUAACAUCAGGCUCAAUGCAUCCACAAUAGCUUUCCUUCUUGGUCAUUGCACAGCAGCAGUAGUGAUCGUAGACCAAGAGUUCUUUUCAUUGGCAGAAGAAGCCAUGAAAAUAUGGUCUGAGAAAGCCAAAACCUUCAAGCCUCCAAUUCUAAUUGUUAUUGGUGAUGAAAACUGCGACCCUAAGGCACUUCAAUAUGCUUUGGACAAAGGAGUCAUUGAAUAUGAGGACUUUCUUCAAAGUGGUGACCCUGAAUAUGCAUGGAAACCUCCAGAAGAUGAGUGGCAGAGCAUUGCUUUGGGUUACACGUCAGGUACCACUGCUAGUCCCAAGGGUGUGGUGUUGCAUCACAGGGGAGCUUAUUUGAUGUCUUUGUGUGGAGCUCUUGUUUGGGGAAUGACUGAAGGAGCUGUAUAUCUUUGGACACUACCCAUGUUUCAUUGCAAUGGGUGGUGCUACACUUGGACACUUCCAGCCAUCUAUGGCACUAACAUUUGCCUUCGCCAGGUAACAGCGAAGGCGGUGUAUGAAGCCAUUGCAAAAUACAAAGUGACUCAUUUUUGUGCAGCACCUGUGGUUCUUAACUCAAUAAUUAAUGCCCCACCUGAGGAUACCAUUCUUCCUCUACCCCAUGUGGUACAUGUGAUUACAGCUGGGGCUGCUCCUCCUCCUUCUGUUCUUUCUGGCAUGUCGCAACGAGGAUUUCGCGUCACGCACACUUACGGUCUCUCAGAAACUUAUGGCCCUUCAGUCUAUUGCGCCUGGAAACCCGAGUGGGACUCGCUUCCCCUUGAAACUCAAGCCCGGCUCCACGCAAGGCAAGGGGUUCGGUACAUUGUCUUGGAAGGCCUUGACGUUGUGAACACAAAAACCAUUAAACCUGUUCCUGCUGAUGGUAAAACUGUUGGUGAGAUUGUGAUGCGGGGUAAUGCUGUGAUGAAAGGAUACCUAAAGAACCCGGAAGCUAAUGAAGAGACCUUUGCAAAUGGAUGGUUUCACUCCGGGGAUCUUGCUGUGAAGCAUCCAGAUGGAUAUAUAGAAAUCAAAGACAGAUCAAAGGACAUCAUAAUCUCAGGUGCCGAAAACAUCAGCAGUGUGGAGAUAGAGAAUACUCUGUACUCACAUCCUGCGAUACUGGAGACAUCAGUGGUUGCAAGGCCAGAUGAGAGAUGGGGUGAGUCUCCCUGUGCUUUUGUGACAUUAAAACCAGGAGUGGAUGCUAGUAAUGAGCAGCGUCUAGUUGAGGAUAUACUCAAGUUUUGCAGGGCCAAGAUGCCAGCUUAUUGGGUCCCAAAAUCAGUAGUAUUUGGACUGUUACCUAAGACCGCUACAGGGAAGGUGCAGAAGCAUUUGCUGAGGGCCAAGGCAAAAGAGAUGGGACCUGUUAGGACGAGCAAGUUGUGAUCAUAUCAGUGACUAUGACGAAAAAAGCUUCUAGAUGAUGUUAUGUGUGAAUAGGACUGUGCUGGGUAGUGAAAGUCGUUAUCUAUUACAAUAAAAGAGAAGCUUUUAUCUCUGCUUAAAAUUUGUUGAGUCAGACAAUUUGUCAUUCAUCUAUUUUAGAGUGAACAAAUCCAUUGUGGCCUCAGUCCUGGCUUUUAGUCCUCCUUUAGCAGAAAACUCUGUAUUAUCCACUCAAACUAAGUAAAUUAGAAUUACGAACCUUACUCCA
Molecule: messenger RNA, 2205 nt
Organism: Lotus japonicus
Lineage: Eukaryota; Viridiplantae; Streptophyta; Magnoliopsida; Fabales; Fabaceae
Product: acetate--CoA ligase CCL3-like
Exons: 5
Coding region: 243-1937 (564 amino acids)
Source: RefSeq, a predicted model, not a curated record